Eruca vesicaria subsp. sativa (arugula) is the source of this 430-nucleotide messenger RNA. NCBI's taxonomy places the organism in Eukaryota, Viridiplantae, Streptophyta, Magnoliopsida, Brassicales, Brassicaceae. The record is from the annotation of a GenBank genome assembly.
GGUGAAGUGUGAAAAUGGCAACGGAUGGGACUCCUUUUCCAGAAGGCGACGCAGAAGCUGAGCUCAAUCCUGGACAGAACAAGAGUUUUGAAGUAGAUCCUGUUUCUUCAGAGAUCGCUUCUGAAAAGAUGGUGGAAAAGAUACAAAAAAACUUGGAAAGGAAGGAAAACGCAAAAGCAAGGAGAGACGCAACGCAAACGCUGAAGAAGACGAUUAUCAUAUCAGCGGUGAUCGUGGCCGUAGCUGGAGCCGCCUUCGCUAUCACCAAAAAGAUGAAGGAGAAAUGAUUUUUGAUUACAUAAGUUAAUCCUCAAUUUUUCCUUUUUAAUAUGUAACUAUUACUGUUUUUUCUCACGAAACUAAGAGAAUACAUCUAUAAUUUUAUAUACACAUAAUAUUUGUUUUUUGUCAUAUGUAAUUUUUAUAAUUC